CGAAUAAUCUAUGACGUCAACAUAUACAAAUAAUAUCUCGCAGCAUAAGAUGUACUUAAAUGUUAAGGUAGCUUUGCGACCUAGUCAUUUACCGACGCCUAGUUGAUAUAGAUGUUCAUAUUUAUGUUACCUUAAGACGUGAUGUCGAGAUAUAAGUGUGCCGUCCUUCAGUGUGUUAUUUUGGUCUUAAUGAUCGUCACGAUAGCCAAGGCUCAGUGGGUUGAGACGAACGACAUUCCUUAUAACGUUGGUCAUGUUUUCAGUAAAAUCAACCGCCUCAGAUCUCAGUAUCAAGAACCUCAAGAAGAAUCUCAGCAGCAGAUUCUAGUGAACUCUCUUCUUCACAAUGGAAAAUCCGUGGAUCAUACUACGGUGACGUCUUUAUUAGACGGCGUUAGACAGCUAGAGGCGGGGGCCCUGGACGUCAACGUCUCCGAGACGUGCUUCAAUAGAACUGUGCGGUAUCUCGAGGGACUGAUGAAUAGGCAAUACUGGGCCAUAAGAAUGUUUGAUGCCUCGGCCAAACUACCAAGCGGUGUGCUGGACGGGAAUUUCAGAUGGCUAGGUUCCUACAGCGAGUGUCUGGCCGUGGACGCCUAUGUCCUGUACAAUGUGACCAACCCUGACAACACCACCUGGACAGCGGAUGACCAGUUUGGUGGACAGUACUCCCGGCCAACCACCCGCGACUCUUAG
Lingula anatina is the source of this 696-nucleotide messenger RNA. Its product is annotated as nose resistant to fluoxetine protein 6. The record is from RefSeq and is a predicted model, not a curated record. NCBI's taxonomy places the organism in Eukaryota, Metazoa, Brachiopoda, Lingulata, Lingulida, Lingulidae. Gene Ontology annotation, molecular function: acyltransferase activity, transferring groups other than amino-acyl groups.